ACACGGUGAGGUGCCACGCCCCUCCUCCCUUCCCAACAAUCCCACCAAAGCAAAUCCAGGACGGCGCAGGGAUCUCUUGUUGUGCCUGUGUGCUGAGGCUGGGACUGUCACUCAUUCUCUGAUCAGCUCAUGAAAGCAGCUAGAUAGCAGCUGGACAAAAUAAUAUAUAUAUAUAUAUUAAAAUAUUACACCGUUCUGGGGGGAUUUUUUCCCACGUCUCCCCCCACCCUUCUUCGCUUUGCACCUGAAUCUCUCGUCUUAACCGGCCUAGGUUCCUAUUGAAAGAGGAAAAUAUAUAUGCAAGAAAACUUCGUCUCCAUUCAGCAGAUGACAAUGCUUCAAAGCAAGGCUCUCAUCUGGACUUUGCUAUUCAUCGGGACUGCAGUCUCUCUCCAGGUGAACAUUGCUCCAAAUAAAGUGGAGGUGCCUGUUGGAGAGUCCAAAUUCUUCUUGUGUCAAGUGACUGGAGAUGCCAAAUCCAAAGAAAUCUCCUGGUUUGCCCCCAACGGUGAGAAGCUGACAACAAACCAACAGCACAUCUCAGUGGUGCGGACAGAGGAUUCAUCUACUCUCACCAUCUACAAUGUCAACAUAGACGAUGCUGGCAUUUACAAAUGCGUUGUCUCCAGUGAGGAAGGCGAUGUAGAGGCCACUCUCAACGUGAAGAUUUUCCAGAAGCUGACUUUCAGGAAUGCUCCCAGUCCACAAGAGUUCAAAGAAGGAGAGGAUGCGGUCAUUGUGUGUGAUGUUGUCUCCUCGCUGCCUCCCGCAGUCACAUGGAAGCACACGGGCAGAGAUGUUGUUCUUAAAAAAGAUGUGCGGUUUGUUGUGCUGCCCAACAACUACCUACAGAUCAGAGGGAUAAAGAAAACAGAUGAGGGGAUGUACCGGUGUGAAGGAAGGAUCCUGGCUCGUGGAGAGGUUGAUUUCAGAGACAUUCAUGUCAUUGUCAAUGUGCCUCCUACUGUUCGAUCCAAGCAGAGCACUGUGAAUGCCACGGCAAAUCUCAGCCAGUCAGUCAAACUAGUGUGUGAUGCAGACGGCUUUCCAGAGCCAACCAUCAGUUGGACCAAGGAUGGGGAAUCAAUAGAAAGAGGUGAGGAUGAUGAAAAGUACGGCUUCAGUUACGAUGGCUCAGAGCUGACUAUUCGCAAGGUGGAGAAGAACGACGAGGCAGAGUAUCUCUGCAUCGCUGAGAAUAAAGCUGGUGAGCAUGAUGCCACCAUACACCUCAAAGUCUUCGCAAAACCCAAAAUCACCUACGUGGAGAACAAAACUGCUAUGGAACUGGAAGACCAGAUCACUCUGACCUGUGAAGCUUCUGGGGACCCCAUCCCUUCCAUCACGUGGAGGACCUCUACACGGAACAUCAGUAAUGAAGAGAAGGCUUCAUGGACCCGGCCCGAGAAACAAGAGACCCUGGAUGGGCGCAUUGUGGUGCGCAGCCAUGCGCGGGUAUCUUCUCUGACGCUGAAAGACAUUCAGUACACGGAUGCUGGGGAGUACAUCUGCAUAGCCAGCAACACCAUAGGGCAAGAUUCCCAAGCCAUGCACCUGGAAGUCCAAUAUGCCCCGAAGCUACAGGGCCCUGUUGCCGUUUACACUUGGGAAGGCAACCAGGUGAACAUCACGUGUGAGGUGUUUGCCUACCCAAGCGCUGUCAUCUCCUGGUUCCGGGAUGGGCAGCUGCUGCCAAGCUCCAACUAUAGCAACAUUAGGAUCUACAACACUCCAACUGCCAGUUACCUGGAGGUGACACCAGACUCAGAAAAUGAUUUUGGGAACUACAACUGCACAGCAGUCAACCGGAUUGGUCAGGAGUCCUCAGAGUUCAUCCUUGUACAAGCAGAUACACCAUCUGCACCUUCCAUUGAGAGAGUGGAACCCUACUCAAGCACAGCCCAAGUGGAAUUUGAUGAACCUGAGGCUACCGGCGGAGUUCCCAUCCUCCGGUACAAGGCAGAGUGGAGAGCGCGGGGAGAGGAAGACUGGCACUCCAGGAUGUACGAUGCUAAGGAAGCCAACACGGAGGGUGUGUUCACUGUGAUGGGCUUGAAGCCAGAAACAAGGUAUGCCAUCCGUCUGACUGCCAUCAAUGGCAAAGGCGCAGGCGAAAUCAGUUCUCCCUCCGAGUUCAAGACACAGCCAGUUCGUGAGCCCAGCGCACCCAAGCUGGAAGGCCAGAUGGGAGAAGAUGGAAACUCCUUUAAAGUGAAUCUCAUCAAGCAAGAUGAUGGAGGCUCCCCCAUUCGGCACUAUCUCAUCAAAUACAGAGUUAAGCAUUCCGCUGAAUGGAAACCUGAGAUGCGUCUUCCUUCAAGCAGCGACCAUGUCAUACUCAAGGCUCUGGACUGGAACGCUGAAUACGAGGUCUUCGUGAUUGCGGAGAACCAGCAAGGGAAAUCCAAGCCUGCGCAUUAUGCCUUCAGGACUUCAGCGCAGCCGACCAUCAUCCCAGCGAGCACAAGCCCUACUGCAGGACUGGGCACUGCUGCCAUUGUGGGCAUCCUCAUUGUGGUCUUUGUCCUCCUGCUGGUGGCUGUGGACAUCACCUGCUACUUCUUGAACAAGUGUGGCCUCCUGAUGUGCAUCGCAGUCAACCUCUGUGGCAAGUCCGGUCCUGGGGCAAAAGGCAAGGACAUGGAAGAGGGCAAGGCAGCCUUCUCUAAAGAUGAAUCAAAAGAGCCCAUUGUGGAAGUGCGAACAGAGGAGGAACGGACCCCGAACCAUGAUGGAGGGAAACACACAGAACCUAAUGAAACCACGCCACUAACAGAGCCAGAGCACCCUGCCGACACCACGGCAGCCACCGAGGAUAUGAUGCCGUCUGUCACCACAGGCACCACUAACUCUGACACUAUCACUGAAACCUUUGCCACCGCUCAGAAUAGCCCCACCAGUGAGACUACCACCCUCACCUCCAGCAUCACUCUGCCGGCCACGCCCAUGCCCGACUCCAAUUCCGUGGCUCCCAGUCAGGGGACGCCUUCGAAAGCGGCCUCGGCAUCUUCGCCCCCACCCACCUCCACACCUAAAGUGGCUCCCCUGGUUGACCUCAGUGACACGCCUACUUCCACCCCGGCCACUGGCAACUUGUCGUCCGGCGUCCUAACCAACCAAGGGGCAGUGCUGAGCCCUAGCUCUACCACAAAGGCACCCGAGGCUCCCAAAGGCCCUGCUGCUGCCAGCAAAUCCCCUGCCCCACAGCCCCCAAACCCCGCUAGCUCUCCAGCCUCUUCAGAGCCAAAGCAGGAGGCCUCCGGCGCCAAAAGUCCAGAAAAGGAAGCCACGCAGCCCAGCGCGGCGAAGACUCCAACAGAGGUGGCCAAGAAUGCAGUGAAUCAGAAAGGCGAGGCUGCCACGGGGGGCACCACAAAUGCUACUCAGAAUGAGGACUUCAAAAUGGACGAAGGGAACUUCAAGACCCCAGACAUUGAUCUUGCCAAGGAUGUUUUUGCCGCCUUGGGCACGGCGGCUCCUGCCACUGCACCUGCAGGCCAAGCAGCUUCCUCCGGCCCGGAGAGUUCUGCAUCGGCAGCACCUGCAAAGACAGAGAAAACCCCCGUAGAUGAAAAGGCUGCAAUUCAAGCCACAGAAGCCAAGACAGCCCCCGCAGCAGAAGUCAAGACGGUACCCAAUGAAGCCACACAAACAAAUGAAAAUGAAAGCAAAGCAUGAUGGGCAACUGAGCCGAAACAAAACAAAACAAAAAUUUUAAAAAAAUUGACAGAACAAACAACUUCACCUGAGCAUUUAAAACACACAACACACAUCUCAUCCCUCUAAUGUCUUUGCCUUUUUUAAAAAGAAAACAGACAAAAAAAAUGCAUACAAUGGGGGAAAUGUGGUGGGGUUUUUUUUUUUUAGGUUUGUAGGAAGAAUUUUAUUUUAUGUGCACUUGCUUUUAAGAAACAAAAUGUUUUACUUCUUCGUCUUCAACAAGGAUAAGCCCAUAACCCCACUAGGAUACCAGGGCCCUUGCGAAAUAUCCAUGCAGAGUUAACGAAACAAAAAACCCAACUGCAGCAUGUUUAGGAGAUUCAGAACAAAAUUAGGAAGCCAGGCUUGGCUCUGCCAGGCUGAGCAGACUGGGAUGGCCAGUCGCAGAUCGUUUAUUUUUAUACUUUUCAGCCGAGUUGAGAAAAACCUGUAAACUCUUUGAAGUAAGUUAUCUCCUCCCCGUUUUAUUUUUUUAUUUUGUUCACUUUGAAUUCGUCCUGUACGCAAAGUGUGUUUGCCCUUCCAGACUGAAUUCUGUUCUCCUUUCUAAAGGGGCAAUCCCCCAUCAGCGUCUGUUGCGCAGAGCCCCCUGGAAUGAACGGGAAGUGUGCAGGGUACCUGUGGAUGUUCAUUUAAAUGGGGCUUGCGUGGAAGACGUUUUGGGCCGAUUGCGGCCCUUUUUGGUACAGGUGAUAAUUCCAACAUGUUUCGUUUUAGGAAGAAUGCCUUUGGGCAGUUUUGGAGUUUAUAUUUCAAAGUGCAGUAUUCCUUGUUUUGUUUUUUUAAUUUGGUUUUGCCAACUUUAUUUUCUUCCAGUGUUUACAGUCGACAAAACGUUUUUUAAAACUUUUGUUGUGUUUAAAUGUCUAUGUAAAAUAGCUGCCUUUUUUUAAAGAGAGAUUGCGAGAGAGAGAGAGAGAGACUGAGAGAGAGAGAAAGUAAAAACAGGCUAUAUAGAUAGUAGGUUGAUCAGCAUGCUUGCUUUGCAAAGGGAGACAUUUUGAAAUAAUGGAUGUUUACAGUAGGUGUUUCCCCUUUUGUCUUUUCUUUCUUUUUUUAAUUAUUAUCAUUUUUUAUUUCUUACUGGAGUAAUAAAAAUAAGCAAACCCUUACCCUUUUCUCAGACGGGCCACGUAAAGUCCAAUCAGUGUCCUGCUUCAGGGCCCUACUGAUGAGCAUGAGUUUAACUUUAAGCAUGUGAACAAAGGAGUGAAGUUCUGAAAAGCACCAGCGCAGUAUCUGCAAUUUAGGACACUGGGAAAGGUGGCUUUGUAUAGCUGGUUGGGGCGUAAGAAGUGUAAGUCAGUCCAUCUUAAAGAAUGAAUAUCUUGUGCUGCAAACCUGAGUCUCGAAAAAUGCUUCCUCUCAAACGAAUAGGUGAGGAUUUGCUUUUGAUGGAAAUCAUAUUUCCAGGGUGUUUUUUAGGACCAGGAUGCUGGGCCACGAUGGUUCAGCUCCAGGCAGUUCCAAACCUCUCACUAGGAUCAAAUCUCAAGGUCAGAAUGGUUCCCCCUUUGCUUUGAUUGGCUGAGGAUUUGACAGGUCCCACCCCAAUUCCUGACCAUGGAAUAUGAGGCCUUUUAAUGUCCAAAGCUUCAAAGCAUUACACCUGUGAUCCAAAGGCUUAAAUGUGUAGUGCAAGAUUGGAGGAUCUAUUAUGCGCAAAGCUGUUCGCUUUUGAACAUGUUACCCCUUUGAGAGAAAAGUCACUGGCUUGAACUUAAGCAGUUGCUCAGUGGUGGUGCGGAGUCAGGGUCAAAACUGAAUACAGGAAGUAAGUUAUUUUUCUUAUUCUAAGGCAUUAUCUCCCCUUUCCUCUCCAGGAAUCCCCCCCCCCCAAGGUUAGUUAAGCCAAAGGGGAGGUUGUAUAGUUAAGGGCGGGUCUAAGAAGGUAAGUUUUAAAAAUUACCCACUCUCCCUCCUUAUUUAAGAUAUAUUGCUGCAGAUAUGGCUUCCUUCCAGCCUACACAAUGUUUAAAAUGUAGUGAAGCUCACCACUUAUGGGAGUUCGGCAUAAUUUCGGAGAGGAGGCAAGGUGGAGGUAAUCUACUAAGAACCAUUGCUGUGCAAUCCUGAUUCAGAAAGCCCAUUGAAAGGAAUUCAGUUUCCAUAAUCACACCCUGAUCCAAAACUUCAUAUGGCUCUGAUGCACUCAAAAAACGCCAUAAAAGAGGCGGGUAUCCCUUUCAGUUCAGCUCAAUGCAGUAGAGGGUGUGCUCUCAAGAGCUUUCAAAGAUAAUGAAAUGAGCAGGAUAGCCACUAUGGAUCCUGGUCUCUGCACAUGCAACAAAAUAUAUGGUUGGGGGCAGACUUUUAUCCAUUUUACACAAAAGUCAAAAAUGGUCUGCUGGAAAAGUAGGAAAACCCCCCCCCAAAUCCUCCAGUUGCUGAUUCUACACAGUUGUUAGGAAAUAUCCAGGGGGGUUUGUUGUUGUUUUUAAGAGAGAGAGAUAAAAUGCAUCAAAUAAUCUGAUCUGGGAGGUUUGAUCUGAUAUUUAAGUUGAUUUCUCAAGCACUUAAUGAUCUUCUUAACUUUUCUUACCCGAGUAUUCAUGUUAAACAUUAUUGCCCCAUAGCUUACAUACCACGGUAUGAAACUUGGGUUCCCCCUGUUCUAUUCAGGAUCACACCCAGAAUCUACAGAGUUCAUGCAGUGGUCUUGUGCUUAAAGUUGUGACUUCGCUGCUUUUUAAAAUAAAUAAAUGUACAAACAGGGAUGUGGGUAAAAGGAUGUAGAGGUGAAGGAGACCAGCCCUUUGUAUAGAACUAUCUUUUCCCCCCCCCAUUUUUUUAAAAAAAGAAUUUCAUUAGAUCUGCAAGCUUGUGCACUGUGGGUGCGUGAAUAUCUUAGUGUGAAAUGUGUUUUUUGUCAUAGUAUCAAAAAAAUUUAAAAUUGGAAAGAAAGAAAAAACCUUCCACAUCGUUUGGGUCUGGAAGGUGUAGCGGGAAUAGUUCGGGGUGAUCGAGAAAAAUUCCAAAUGAUGAAACCCCAAUUUCAGGAUACAUAAAACGAAGAGAAUACAACUGUUCUGGACUGAAAAAAAGUAGCCUUGAAAUCAAGAUUUCUACGACUUGCUUCGCUCCAGAUAUUUUUGGGCUACAACUCCCAUCAUCCUUGUCGGGGGCUGAUGGGAAUAAUGAGCUCUAAACUUCCGGAGGCCACCAGGCUUGGAAAGGUUGCUUUAAAUACAUACAUAUAUAUAUAUCUAUAUAUAAAAACCUGCAAAAUUGAAUGUGAUCUAUAGCAUCCCUUUGCGCUAAUGUCAAUUGGGGGGGGCAAAGGAAGGGAGGGAGGAGGUGGCAGUGGGGGGAGACUGCAGUCCGGCCUAAGCAAAAUGAAGCCACGCCUUUCGAUAUAAUAAUCUCAUGUGCGCAGUCCGUCAAUGUGGCAUCUCUCAGUUAUCAUUCCCAACUGUGAAAAACCAAGAGUCUUUGUCAUUUUGCUAAAUGUGGGGGGCAGGGUGGGGGCUGCUUUCUUGUUGUUUUUUUUUGUUUUUUUCUCUUCAGCUCAUGGGGGUGGAAAUGGAGGCUGCCUUUGUAUUGAUGCGCUCGCACCCAGCACCUGUGAGGAGCAGGUGGUGUCCGACCCUCUAUUAUGUGCCUGGGUGGGGGACUUGUUUAUGAAGGUGUAAAGUGAGGAGGGGAACUCUAGCCCAGGGGUCCCCAGACUUACCGGCGUUUGGGCCGGUUCCCACCGCGCCGAUCGUGCGGCGGGCCGGAGGACAGGGGAGCGCGCGCCUGUGCGGGCCGGCGGGCGGGGGAGUGCGUGCCCGUGCGCAUGCGCACGGGCACUUACUGGCGCGCCGGCGCGCUUCCAGGGUGGAAAAAGCGC
Zootoca vivipara (common lizard) is the source of this 7552-nucleotide messenger RNA. It is a transcript of the gene NCAM1, whose product is annotated as neural cell adhesion molecule 1. Gene Ontology annotation, biological process: cell adhesion. NCBI's taxonomy places the organism in Eukaryota, Metazoa, Chordata, Lepidosauria, Squamata, Lacertidae. Gene Ontology annotation, cellular component: membrane; neuron projection. Gene Ontology annotation, molecular function: protein binding. The record is from RefSeq and is a predicted model, not a curated record.